UGCAUUACUAAUUUUUUCAACUGCCGAUUUGGAAAACAAUGAAAAAAAACUUGUUCUGUAAUAAUAAAAAAAACAUUCAGGCCGCCGUAAAUAAAUAAAUACUGCACUCCCCUUUUUGCGCAUGCUCUGAGGUUAAAAUUCCCUGCUUCUUAGUUACCGAAUAGAAAACUUUAUUUACAAAUGGCGCACACGUUAUUUCUGAUUAGAAUUAUUAUUUAAAAUAAAAUAAACCAGAAAAGAUUUUUAAAAAAUGGGAGAACCGGAAAAUAUUCUAUCUUCCUGGGAAUCCGAAACUUACAUAGAACAUUUAGAACCUUCCGAAUUGGACCAUUUUGGAACAAAAGGAUGGUUCGAACAUCACAAAAAAUUAAUGUUGCUAAAUCAGCAAAGUAUUUUAGAAAUUAGUUCAAUGAGAGAAGAAAGUAUCAAAGAAUGGUUUGUCUCUCUAAAAAAAAUACCGGUUUUAAUUCACGAAGCUAUUCAGGUUGAAAUUUGGAAGCACAAGGUAUUUCCUUUGCUAAUUGAAAUGAACGAAGAACCAUCGAAUACUUUUAUUAUAUACAGUGUCUUUUACCACGAAGAAUUGGCAAUUUCUUUAAUCGAAAAUGUUUUAUUUCACUCGGAAAGUAUUGAAAUUCUGGACGAUUGUGUUCUCGAUUUGAUAGAUUAUUCUGUAAAUAAUAUUACUGCCCUCUUGUACGGAGAAAACGACAUUUGUACUAAAAAUCCCAACUCCUGCUUGGGAGAAUUAUUUCAAAAGAAAGAAGAAUUGGAAUUCGAUAUAGGAAUAAAAUGCAUCUCCAUUCUGCGCUAUUUGGCAGAAUUUGCAGAUAACCUCCCGCUUUGUGCAUUAUCAAGACUUCUUUGCACUCACGAUGUUCCGUAUUUAUUGUGCCAACUUUUAGAAUUGAAACCUUGGUAUAAAGACAUUGACGGACAAAAGAUGGUUUACGAUGGAAAAUGGAAGAAAGUAAGCCCGCAAGAAGAAGAUAAAAUUUCGAGAAUUGAGGGCCAAGUUUGGUUCGGUUUGAGAGAAAUUCUUUUAAAUCACAGAUGUGCUCCUUAUUAUGAAAUCACAGAAUUCAGGCAAUCUCAAUUAUUAAAGUUGCAGAAAUAUAUGCACGAACAUGUGCUCGAUCAAAUUUCUCCUCUCGUAGAUUUGCGAAGAUGGUUGAGUUAUUUAAAUGUCAGCUCGCAAAAUUCGACUACACAACGAUCAAUAAAUGUAGAAAUGAUUCCUCAAAUCAGAAUUUCCAUAAUGGAAAAACACGACAAAAAGUGGAAAAGGUUGGCAAAGAAUCAAUCGAAAGCUCUAUUUACCAGAAAUAUAGAAGAUAUAAAAGCCACGGCGCAAAUAUUGAGCGAAUCCUACAAUAUUGAAAAAUUGGAAAUUAUCGAUCGAAAAAAAUGUUUUCUCUGCAAAGAGGGUUCUACGCAACGAUGCUCUAAAUGCAAAGAGGCCUGGUAUUGUGGAAGAGAAUGCCAAGUGAAAGAUUGGCAGAACCACAAGGACUUCUGCGCCCAGAUUCUCAAAUUUAAAGAAACAGAUUAG
Messenger RNA from Belonocnema kinseyi, 1552 nucleotides. It is a transcript of the gene Zmynd10, whose product is annotated as zinc finger MYND domain-containing protein 10. Gene Ontology annotation, biological process: inner dynein arm assembly; outer dynein arm assembly; motile cilium assembly. Lineage: Eukaryota; Metazoa; Arthropoda; Insecta; Hymenoptera; Cynipidae. The coding region runs from base 251 to 1552 and encodes 433 amino acids. The record is from RefSeq and is a predicted model, not a curated record. Gene Ontology annotation, cellular component: centriolar satellite; cytoplasm. The transcript is spliced from 8 exons.